This is a messenger RNA of Aureobasidium uvarum, 1110 nucleotides long. The record is from the annotation of a GenBank genome assembly. NCBI's taxonomy places the organism in Eukaryota, Fungi, Ascomycota, Dothideomycetes, Dothideales, Saccotheciaceae.
AUGGCUGAGAAUUUGCGAAAUUGGGUUAGAAAGUUGGAUGAGAUUACUGCAAGAGGAGGAACAGAUGGAUAUGCGAAGGUGGAUUUGAUGCCGUGGUGCACAUAUAUCGCGUUUGAUGUGAUAGGCGCGCUGGCUUUUGGUGUGCCGUUUGGGAUGGUGGAAAAAGGAAAAGAUGAAUUCGAGACCCAGUUACCAGAUGGCUCUGUGCUACUCACCAAAGGAGCAGAGAUCUUAAAUCGACGUGGCGAGGUCUCGUCGACUUUGGGCUGGUUACCUUCUUUACGGCCAUUCGCGAGAUACCUUCCUGACCCCUGUUUCUCCAAGGGACUGGCUUCGAUUCAGGAUUUACACGGUAUAGCCGCCAGAGCCGUCUCUGAUCGUCUGGCCGAGAUGGAAAAGCAAGAGGACAACCAUCUCGAUAUCCUAGCCCUACUACUCAAGAGCAAAGGUCCCGGUGGCUUACCCAUGCAACCCGACGAAAUCACCUCAGAAGCCUUGACGCAAUUGAUAGCAGGCAGCGACACCGUGUCCAACACGUCUUGCGCUAUAGUCUACUGGAUACUAGCCGGCGAGCGCGACGCCCCUGGUACUAUACUGCCUCGCCUGCAUCAAGAACUCGAUACCGCAAUUUCUUCCUCGGCAGCCAUAGCAUCCUAUGCCAGAGUCAAAAGUUUGCCCUUCUUGCGCCGCUGUGUAGAUGAAGGAAUGAGACUGCACUCGACCUCAGCAAUUGGUCUACCUAGAUUAGUCACUGCGGUAUCUGGAGUCUGGUUUGACGAAAUUCACUUUCCUUACGGAACAGUGCUAAGUGUGCCUAGCUACACUGUACACCACGACGCAAAAAUCUGGGGAAACGAUGUAGGGAGGUUCAAUCCGGACCGUUUUCUCGCCAAGAACCUUACGAGUAGGCAGAAGAUGGCGUUUAAUCCUUUCAGCCACGGACCCAGGGCUUGUGUGGGACAGAAUGUGGCGCUGAUGGAACUAUCCUUGAUCGUGGCAACGCUGUUCAGACGCUACGAUUUCGUGUUGGAGCAAAAAGUGUUGGAAUGUACUGAAGGCUUCUCAAAAAAGCCCGUCGAAUGCUGGGUUAGGAUCAAACGAAGGAUAUGA